Messenger RNA from Pristis pectinata (smalltooth sawfish), 5764 nucleotides. It is a transcript of the gene gpr158a, whose product is annotated as G protein-coupled receptor 158a. Gene Ontology annotation, molecular function: G protein-coupled receptor activity. Bases 572 to 4636 code for a protein of 1354 amino acids. The transcript is spliced from 11 exons. Lineage: Eukaryota; Metazoa; Chordata; Chondrichthyes; Rhinopristiformes; Pristidae. Gene Ontology annotation, cellular component: membrane. Gene Ontology annotation, biological process: G protein-coupled receptor signaling pathway. The record is from RefSeq and is a predicted model, not a curated record.
GAGACUGUGGCUGUUGCUUGGUCGUGGCUCCUGGCGAAGAGGGGAGGGGAGAGGGGGAGCGAGAAGGCGGGUGGAGUUGUCUUGUCGCGGAAAAGAAAGUGUGGAAUUAAUGCCGUGUCCCGGCGUUAACCCGCGGCCACCCCCUCCUGAAGAGACACUCAUUCCGAGCCGCUGUCACACAGCCUGCUGCAAAGUGUUCUCCACUACUGACACUCCGGGAGACGAUGGGGCGAAAAAAAGUCUCCAGGACGGAAGCCACUUUCGCCCUGAGGCAUUUCUUGGCGCGGAGAUCUUUAGAAGCUAAAGAAGAGCUUUAAAAAAAAGCCAGCAAUGCAAUCGGUGGGGAUGGAGACGUAAGCGGCUAACUAUAGCAUCAGUGAGACAUAGCGGGUGACCUGCGCCGAGCGGGGCUGUCGUGUGCGUAUUUAUAGACCCGGGCCAAUGUUCCCAUACCCAUACGGAGGGACGCGUUCAUUUUGAACUAUUUAUGAAUAUAUUGAUGCAUCUUUGUGCCCGCUUCCCUGUUGCCGCCAUAAACUGACUUUAACGGGGAAACGACUUGGCGGGCGAGAUGGCUGGUUUCUUGCUUUCUUUCCUCCUCCAAAUCCAGAUAGGAUUCGUCUUGGGAUCCAGCCACGGGCUGGGCGGACGCUCGGCGCAACAGAGCGGGAAAGUGGGGAAAUACGAGAAGCAAUCCAUUUACAACAGGCACAUCAAUACCCACGAGUCUUCGAAGCCAUCAAAUGCGAUGAAGUCUUUCGAAAGCGGCGGCAGCGACAGUGCACAUCAACAGCAUGAUAGUCUGCCCACUCCCGUCUGGGCUUUCCUUCAUACCGGGGAUCCUGCCAAGCUUGGCUAUGCUAACUGUACCAAGAGGUACCAAUUGUCAAAUUUGAAAGCUGUCUCUGACGCCCUGAACAUUCACCCGUCACUCCACAGUGCCAUGGACACAGUGGUCCACGCCACCAAUUUCUUAAACAUGAUCUUGCAAACCAACGGGGUGCGGGAGAUGACUAUCAAGGAAGACAUUGAGUGGUACCAUGCCCUGGUCAGAAGCAUUCUAGAGGGCGACCCCAAAGUCCAUCGAGCGGUGGUGACUUUCGACGUCCAGCCGUUCACUUCUCCUCCCCAAGUGUUUCUGCAGGCCACCAGGAUAGACAAUCAGAUCUUGCUUCAAGAUCUCUCUCGCAGCGCUCGACACCUGGCGAACCUCAGCGCCGAGACCGAGUGGUUCAACCGGCUGAAACACCAGCGUUCGCCCGCUUCUUAUCUUCACAGGAGGCUGCUGAGGGACGAUCUGAGGUCCUCGCAUCCCUCCAUGCGCAAGAAGGGCACGAGGUACCUGAUUGAUAAGACUCACAUCAAGUGGUCGGCGCCCUACCUGGAGUGUGAACAUGGCAAGUACAACCCGCUGUGGCUGCUCACUCUCUCCACCUCCUUUUACGGACUUAAACCGGAUUUUCAGCCCGAGUUUAGGGGUGUGGUUAGAGUUGACAUAAAUCUUCAGAAUGUGGACAUUGACCAGUGUUCAACUGAAGGAUGGUUUGGAGGAACACACAAAUGCAGGCUAAACAGCACUAAGUGUAUUUCACCUAAAGGCCGAGGUUUCAUGCUGGGAGCUUAUGACUGUCCUUGUCGAUCUGGAUUCUAUCGUCCCAGUGGUGUCUCACAGAAAAGCUUUGAUGGCAAGUUUAAAGAGCACACCGUUGUCCAGAGCCAGCAUGGAAGUGUGUAUGAGUGCCUUCCUUGUAGGAAUGGAUGCAGCUCAUGUCAGGAUGACAGUCCCUGCCAUGCAGAGGAGGACAAGCACCUCCGCAUUGCCAUCAUUGCAUUCCAAGCUUUCUGCAUGUUACUGGAUUUCAUUGCUAUGCUGGUGGUCUACCACUUCCGCAGGUGUAAGAGUAUCAGAGCAUCAGGACUGGUGUUGUUGGAGACAAUUCUUUCUGGAGCUUUACUUCUGUAUUUUCCAGUCGUUAUACUCUACUUUGAGCCAAGCAUAUUCAGAUGUAUUCUUCUCCGAUGGGUUCGUCUUCUAGGCUUUGCCAUUGUUUAUGGAACUGUAACUCUCAAGUUGUACAGAGUGCUAAAGGUUUUCCUCUCCCGAACGGCGCAACGAAUCCCUUAUAUGACCAGCUGGAGAGUGGUGAGGAUGUUGGGAAUCAUUUUGCUGAUAGUUUGCUGGUUUCUAGUCUCAUGGACGUCUGCGGUGUGUGAGAAUUUGGAUAGGAAUGUCUCACUGAUCGUCCAGGGACAGACUGCAGAUGGUCUGAAGUUCAAUAUGUGUCUGCUGGAUCGUUGGGACUACAUGAUGGCCAUUGCUGAAUUUCUCUUCCUCCUCUGGGGGGUAUAUCUCUGCUAUGCAGUACGGACAGUGCCAUCAGCUUUUCAUGAACCACGUUACAUGGCUGUAGCUGUCCAUAAUGAACUCAUUAUAUCUGCUGUAUUCUAUACCAUCAGGUUUACACUGGCAUCAAGCCUUCACAGUGAUUGGAUGCUCAUGCUCUUCUUUGUUCACACUCACCUGACUGUGACUGUCACUCUGGGCUUGCUUCUGAUCCCUAAGUUUCUUCAAGCGGGCAUCAACCCCAGGGAUGACAUUGCAACAGAAGCUUAUGAAGAUGAGCUGGACAUGGGCAGAUCAGGGUCCUACUUGAACAGUAGCAUUACCUCGGCCUGGAGUGAGCACAGCCUGGAUCCUGAUGAUAUCAGGGAUGAGCUGAAGAAACUGUAUGCACAGCUGGAGAUUUACAAAAGGAAAAAGAUGACAGCCAACAACCCUCAUCUGCAAAAAAAGAGAAGCUCCAAGAAAGGUUUGGGGCGAUCAAUCAUGAGGCGCAUCACUGAGAUCCCAGAGACAGUGAGCAGGCAGUGCAGCAGGGAGGACAAGGAGCACACAGACCCUGCUUUAGCCAGGAACAGCAUCAGCAUUGGUAGGAGGAACCCAUUUGAUCCCAUGGGAUCCAGUCUGAAAGCAAAAGAAGACUCUAUGAAAAGUAAAGCACUGUUACUGCAGAAGUCCCUCAGUAGCUAUGACCACAGGAGAGAUCAAAGUGAAGAUUCCAGCAUCUCUGGCACAGAGAAGAUGGAAGUUUCCAGCACGGAGGCUGGACUGCUAGAUUCACUGAUGGGAAAGAAGUUGGUCAAAAAAACCAACGAGAAGAUAGAUGAUGCUUCUACUGAAUCAGUCCCUCUGGUGUGCAAGUCUGCCAGUGCACAUAACUUAAGUGCUGACAAGAAACCCUUGCAUCCAAGAACAGCCAUGUUGCAGAAAUCUCUCAGUGUCAUUGCUAGUGCAAAGGAAAAAACCUUGGGAAUGACAGGCAAGGCACAAAGCAUGGAGGAGCACACAAAACAAUUGAAAGGCCAGCAGAGAGGUAAAGACACCAACAAAAGUAAUUCCUCAAUGGAUAACAAUGAAGUCGGAACAUCCCAUCCAAAAAACUCGUUGAGCCGCUCUCUAAUAUCUGAGGAAGCAAAAAGGGCUCCAAAAGCUGGAAUAAUGAAGCAACAUACUGGUGGUCAAUCUACAGUUAGUCCAGAUGCAGCAAACCCUCUCCUGAGUGAUGCAUUUGACAGAGCUGAAGUCUGUCCUUGGGAGCUCCAAGACCAGCCUGCUACUCCUUCAGAAUCCAGAGUUCAAAAGCAUGUAUCUAUUGCACCAGUGGAAUCCCAAAAUAUUCAUAGUUCCCAUUCAAGUGUGAAGACUCAGAAUGCCAAUAAACACAAGACGGUGGAUAUAAUUGUCAAAUCAAAUCAGAUGCCACAAGGUAACAAUGAGAGAGCUGAAGUGUGUCCCUGGGACUUUGAGGAGCCACAAUCAACCCUGGAAGAGGGUAGGAAAUCUGUAACUCACCAGCCUGAAAUUAUUUCCCUUGAAAAAGAUAGCCACACAAAUAAUGUAGGCAAGGUUAUUGAGAUUUGCCCCUGGGACUUCAAUGAAAUGCCAAGCAAUGCAUCAGAGCAAAGUCAGAUUGUGAAAGGGGAGGGCAAGAAAGGAGAACCCUUGGGAGAUGAACAGGACAAAGGACCCAUGCCAGAGUCCUUAACAUCAAGUGGUAGCCAGCAGCAAAUUUCUAUUAAUAGAGCAAAUGUUUGUCCUUGGGAAUUUGAACCAUCAGAGUCACCAGAAUCAGAGAAAAGUCCAGCUUCCACUGCCUCAGCUUUAUUAUUGAGCAGCAUUCCCCAGAAAAAGUCAACAGUGAAAGGGUUUGGACUAUCUGUCAAAACCUUGGUUUCCACAGGAAAAGGCAAGGAAACAGAGAAAGCAAAAGAAAGAAAAGAAGAUAAGGUGAAGAUGAAGACUAAAUACAAGGAAAAGGACACAAAAGAUAAAGUGCCAGAAAUAACAGUGGACAGAUCACCUGUGGCUGAAAGAUGUCCCAGGGAAGUCAAAAUAACCCCUGGUUCUGCAACUGGAAAGAGCAAAAACACAGCUGACAAUGAGGCAGGAAAGGAGAAAAGCAAACGUGCCGAAGUAUGUCCCUGGGAUGUCGAGGAAAGCAGUCCCACUCAACAUGCAGCUGGAGGAAGCGCAGUUGCUAUUAAGGACAAUAAAAAUUCACGUGGCAAAGAUGUAGACACGUCAAAAAUGGCCUCAAUCUGUCCAUGGGAUUUUGAUGAUCAGAAAAAUGUGUGACAAUAAACCUUGUCAAUUAGCUCCUGAACAGUGACAGUUUUCAUAUCACUUAACUAAGAAUUCCAUAUCAUUGAAUUUUAUUAUAAGGACACAUAGAAACAGUGAAAGCAGGAUUGAAGUUAAGGUUCCAAUUGGUACAAUGGUCUUCAUUUCCUCAAUUUUCUUUCAUCAGCAUCCAACCUAACAAGAACAUAUUUUGUAGGUGUACAUGCAUUCUGGAAUGCUGUAGUAUUUAGAGAAUACUUAUGUGGCAAAACCACUCUGAUUUAUGCAAUGGUCAUGUACUGUUACACCAAGCUGAAGCACCUAUGCUAACUAAUGGGAACCACUUUCUUUCUGUUUGUUAAUUAACAACAUAAUAGUGAGUUUAGACUUGUCCCACAAGCCAUAACCUCUUCUGAAAAUACUAUAAUCUUCAGUGUGAUUUAUAUUAAAGGCCUUUUGUUUUAAUCGGUGUUCACAAAUUCUUAUGUACUCCCUGAGAAUUAUAGUUUGGUAUUAAUAGCUCUUUAAGAUUUUUUAAUAUGAAUCAGUAGGUUCCUGUGGUUUAAUUUUCCCAGAGAUUAUUCUUAGUGAAAUAGCCACUGUUAAUAGUGGAACCCAGGGUCCUACCCAGAUUAGUCAAAUAGAACCAAUUUCAGUUUACUUUGUACUAGCUGAUUCCUUCCUAGUCCCUAAUCUCUGAAGAUGAAGGUUAGCUGUGUUACAUGACAAUCUUGGGUUUGCACUUUUAUAAAAUCAACUUACUUGUGCAAAUUUGUUUAAAGGUGAAAUGGCUUUAAACAAGAACUCAUUAUCCAUGGAAUCAUAAACUUCAACAAUCUUUAGCUCUGCAGUAUUUAGCACCUAAAAAGAUCAAAUCUGUAACCUCAUAUAUUUGCAUCUGUGUUUCUGCAUGCAAUAUGACUGGUAGGACUGACAUCUUGCUAAACCUCUGACCUUUAGCAUUUGGACUGUACUAAGUUGUAUAGUGAGUGAGGCUGUAUCCUGUACACUGUAUUCUGUGUUUGUUAUAUCUACUGAGAAGCUCUGGACUCCACCAGGGAAUAUUUGAUAGAUUUCUUUUAUGGUUUGUGGCAGCAUGUAAAUAAGGUACCUUAUCUGCAAUAAAAUUACAUUUAUAUUAUA